Molecule: messenger RNA, 4635 nt
Organism: Larimichthys crocea (large yellow croaker)
Lineage: Eukaryota; Metazoa; Chordata; Actinopteri; Sciaenidae
Gene: camta2
Product: calmodulin binding transcription activator 2
Exons: 20
Coding region: 1-3531 (1176 amino acids)
Biological process (GO): regulation of transcription by RNA polymerase II
Cellular component (GO): nucleus
Molecular function (GO): transcription coregulator activity; double-stranded DNA binding
Source: RefSeq, a predicted model, not a curated record
AUGGCGGCUGUGCUGAAGGCGGAAGGUAAAGCAGCUCUAACACCUCCCGCUCGGUCCGGUCCGGUUCCUUUGACCCGGGUUAUCUCGGUGUAUCUCGGGAUACGCGUCGGCUGUCAGGCCCGGGGUCAGCACGCUUUGAGCCCCGGAGGCGGAGCCUGCAGCUCGGCUGUCGGAGCUCCAGAGGAGCCGCGACAGAACCCGGACAUCGUGCUGGUCCACUACCUGAAUGUGCCGUCCCUGGAGGAUUCUGGGAAAUGCAGUCCGCUGCUGUGCGCGGUGUCCGACCGCCAUGACAGCGUGCGUUGGAGCCAAGACGACCUGCUGAACCAGCUGAAGCCCAUGUUCCACAGCAUGAAGUGUUCGGUCGGUUCUGGUGAUUUCAGCAUCGAGGAGUUGGUUCAGCACAUUCUGGACCGGCAGAGAACCAAACCACAGCCGCGCACACACGCCUGCCUCUGUAACGCUGCCCAGGGUAACGCCUCUCUGCCCUCCCUCGCUCUCUCCCUCUCCCCUACCUCCACCCCUCCCUCCUCUGUCUCCCCUCCCUCCUCCCUCUCCUCCUCCUCUGAGGCGGACAGGCGAGACUCUGCCGCCUCCUCCUUCUCGUCCCCGCCCUCGUCCUCCCUCCCCCCCUCGCUGGCCCCGCCCCUCCUCCCCCUCUGCCUGGAGCUGGAGAGGGAAGAGGCGGGGGGCGACGAAGAGGAGGAGCACGGUGAUGAUGAUGAUGAUGAUGAUGAUGAUGAUGAAGGCAGAGCUCCGCCCACUAAGUUGGCUCUGCUGCAGACAAGCCACGCCCCCUCCGGCUCGUCUCCACGGCAGCAGACAGCAAGUAGCGCUGCAUCGCUGCUCCUGGUUUGUCAGGACUCAAAAAGCCAGCCGGCCAAUCAGACGAGGCGGCAGGCGGACGGACAGCAACCAUUGGUCCUUGGACCACCCUUUAAUCAUCUGACUGCCCCUGAGGCUCCGCCCCUCGCUCAGCUGUCAGUGUUCACUAAUGCUAAAGCUAACAUAGCGAGCAGCGACGCUGACUCCACCCCUGCUGCUGUUGCCAUGGAUACCACUCAGGCGGCAGCCCCGCCCCCAAUCCAAGUGAAGGAGGAGAGUAGGAGGGCCUACGACUCGGAGGACACCUGCAUGGACACACACCUGGAGGAGGAGGCGGAGCCGUGUGAGCGCGGAGGGGAGGAGCUUGACAUCUCCUUUGACAGCCAGUUCCCCGACCUCAUCUCUGACCUCAUCACCGAGGAGGCCAAUCCCGUCGUAGCUCACUCCACCGCCGCAGCGCCAAGCCCACCCAUCUUCCCGGCCGGGGUCCGAUACAUGGUGCCGCCCCAGCCCUCCCCCUCCUCCUCCUUCCUCCCUUUUCCUCACCCGCUGCCCUCCUCCUCCUCCACACGCCUCGCCGCCAUCACAGACUUCUCCCCAGAGUGGUCGUACCCCGAGGGAGGGGUGAAGGUGUUGAUAACUGGACCGUGGAGCGAGCUGUCGGGUCGGUACUCGUGUGUCUUUGAUCAGAGCACCGUCCCCGCGUCGCUGAUCCAACCUGGAGUGCUGCGCUGUUACUGCCCAGCACACGAGGCCGGUCUGGUGUGUCUGCAGGUUCUGGAGUCUGGAGGUUCUGUUUCUUCUUCGGUUCUGUUCGAGUAUCGAGCGAGGAACGCCAGCUCGCUGCCCAGCUCGCAGCUCGACUGGCUGUCAUUGGACGAUAAUCAGUUCAGGAUGUCGAUUCUGGAGCGGUUGGAGCAGAUGGAGCGCAGGAUGGCAGAGAUGGCCGCCCGUGACAACAACAACAACCAGCAACAACAACAACAUCACCAUUAUCAUCAACACCAACAGCAACAUGGCAGCCAACUGGCCACACCCCCUCCUCCACCUCUACCUGAGGAUCAUGAACAGGUGAGCUGCUGUACACACACACACCUGAUACACACUCUGAUCCACUGGAGGAGUGUGAACAGCGACAGUCUGGACCUGGAACAGGAAGUCGAUCCUCUCAACAUUGACCACUUCUCCUGCACGCCGCUGAUGUGGGCGUGUGCUCUGGGCCACCAGAGGGCAGCAGAGCUCCUGUAUGGCUGGAACAGUUCAGCUCUGGGGAUCCCUGAUUCGCUGGGACGCCUGCCGCUCGCCGUGGCUCGCUCUCGUGGUCACACCCGCCUCGCCACGGCGCUGGAGGAGCUGCACACGCACACACACAUGAUGCCCGGGGACACACACACGCCUCCGGAGGAUACAGACACGCCAGCCACGCCACAACCACAGCAGCCGCCGUCUCCUUUGUCCACCAGCCCGGACACAGGUCUGAGCUCCUCCAGCAGCCUCCCCUCCCCCAGCGACCCCUCCUCACCCUCACCAAGCUCCGCCUACUCGAGUGCCCCCGCCCCCAUGGACACCUCCCCCUCGUCUCCUUCCUCCUCCUCCUCCUCGCUUCCUGUCUCCCCUCCCUCCCCCUCCUCCCUCCCUCCUGUGUCUAUGUGGGGGGAGGAGCCGAACGCCGGGCCCGGCACAGGUUUGAACCCCGGCGGCUCCAGAGACUCCUCGCUGUACCUUAUGGACUAUGAGAGCGCCUCACCUGGACACACGCACACCUACCUGCACACACACAUGGCCGGCGGCGGGCGGCGGGCACACAUAACGGCGACGCUGGAGGAGCAGCUGCUGAGCUACAGCGAGAACGUCGAGAACGAAGGCGAGGAGGAGGAGUACCUCGAGGAGGAGGUGCUGCAGGUUGACAUGGCAACACUGGCAGAGCAAAUCAUUGAGGCGACCCCGGAGCGAAUCAAACAGGAGGACUUCCCCAGAGGGGCGGAGUCUCCGCUCAGGGAGAGGCGGGACAACCCAGCUAUACAGGACACCUGGCUGGCUACCUACCUGGAUACGGUUGACGCCCACACACAUUCCCCGCCCAGGCGGGUGUGCCCUCCCUCGCCGCUCAGUGCCCUGGCCCUCCAGAGGCUCCGACCCCCCUCCUCUGCAGCGUGGGCGGAGUUCCUGAAUGCCUCGGCCAAUGGGAAGAUGGAGAGAGACUUCGCCCUGCUGACGCUGACAGACGGAGAGCAGAGGGAGCUGUACGAGGCCGCCAGGAUCAUCCAGAACGCCUUCAGGAAAUACAAGGGUCGAAGGUUAAAGGAGCAGCAGGACAUGGCUGCAGCUGUUAUCCAGAGGUGCUACAGGAAGUACAAACAGCUAACAUGGAUAGCUCUGAAGUACGCCCUCUACAAGAAGAUGACCCAGGCAGCCAUACUGAUCCAGUCCAAGUUUAGGUCGUACUACGAGCAGAAGCGUUUCCAGCAGAGCCGGCGGGCGGCGGUCCUCAUCCAGCAGUACUAUCGCAGCUACAAGGAGUACGAGAGGCUCAAGCAGGCGCCGAGAGGGGCCGCCAGCCACAACCCCAAAAUCAAGGGGUCGUUCUUGACAAAGAAGCAGGACCAGGCAGCGAGGAAGAUCAUGAGGUUCCUGAGGCGCUGCAGACACAGGAUUAAAGAGCUGAAGCAGACGAGGGAGCUGGAGAGGAGAGGACUGACCACUUAAAGCAUUUCAUCACCAGUAAAGAGAAGAAAUGACUGAUGUGACAGAGAGAUGCCUUACCCCACGCCAUGUCUGUCUGUCUGUCUGUCUGUCUGUCUGUCUGUCUGUCUGUCUGUCUGUCUGUCUGUCUGUCUGUCUGUCUGUCUGUCUGUCUGUCUGUCUUCUCUCCUGAAUGUAGCUGUCUGUCUGCAGCUUAAAGAGCUUCAUUCAAAACCGUCACGCCGUCAGUGAAAUGUUAAACGCUGAACGUCUUUGACGAUGACACCUGAAAGCAUCACGAGUCCGCCACCGCAGCUGUUUGUCACAGAUGCAUGCUGGGAUACCUCCUCGUCUAGAGUAAAUGAUGUGGUCCCAGAAUGCACUGCUGUUUUCACAGCGCGGCGCGUUGGACGGUUUCUGAGCAGAGCUCUGGGUUUGGAGUGGACAGACUUCAAAGUGUACAUGACGAAUACAAAGCUACUAUAAAUAUAUUUAAACACAAUCACGUAUACGUGAAGAUAUAAAGAUAUAUUCAUUCUAAUGUUGGACUUUAUAGAUGCUAUGGAUGUUUUUAUUUAUUACAGCAUGUGAGAGAGUGUGUGUGUGUGUGUGUGUGUGUGUGUGUGUGUGUGUGGACUGUAAGGUCGAGUCUUAAGGACCCCCACCCAACAACCCCACGUGACCUCUGACCUCAUCAACCGAUCAAAACUGUUAAAGAACCUUGAUGGUGACUCAGUGUGACAUCACCUCAUGAUGAUGUCAUCAGCUCCGUCAUCAUGUUUUAAUUAAUCAGGCCGAUCCCUAACGAGGAGGGGGGCGUGGCCUCCUUUCAUGUGUCCUGCUGAGAGAGUGUGAUGUAACCGUGAUGUCACAGGUCAGAGGUCCAAACGUUUUUUUUGUUUUUUUUUAACAGUCGGACUAAAUGACGCUGUGCUGUUGUCACGGCAACCUCACCGUACGUUACCGAGCAUGAGCUUUCUUUAUAACGAGUUUGUCUUUGGCUGAAACGUUCACUUCCUCUUCCUGUCGUUGGGCUGUUGCAGUGAAGCUUUGCAUGAGUUUGUAUUUAACUGUUCGACAUUUGGAAAAGUUAUUCAAUAUAAAUAAUAAAUCAGCUGUUUGCUUUUC